Molecule: messenger RNA, 6932 nt
Organism: Caenorhabditis auriculariae
Lineage: Eukaryota; Metazoa; Nematoda; Chromadorea; Rhabditida; Rhabditidae
Source: the annotation of a GenBank genome assembly
AUGUGGCAAAAAGUGUUACGUCGACGGCCCCUGGACGAUCAAUUCCUUCGACAUUCUGAAUGGGUCAGGCGCCUUGGAAUCCCGCUCGUAAUUUCUUUGGGUUUGUUCUAUUUCAGAUUAAUCUGGUUGCAAUCGAAAGAGCUUUUCAAGGCCUACAAGAACAUAUAAAUUUCAUUAUUUUUCAUCAGGUAUGACUUGAAAUAAAGUCGUUUGAAUCUCGUAUAUUAAAACCUCUUAAAGUUGUUUUUACCCUAGUCAAAGUCUCUCAAUAACAUUUCAAAGCAAUACGAUCAGGAUCAGCUUAAAAAUCUCUCCCGACUGAUGCUAAUUUCACUGCGCAUCAACUCAAGAUUCAAAAUUUCAGCCGGAAUCAAGAGCGUCUCUUUAAUGCUGUUCAUCAUUCUACCCGUUUCCUUGACGACUUUUGCGGGUCCUUCUACGAUUUUCGCUUUGAUUAUCACUUUUUUGGUUGUUUUCUUGUCAGGUUUGCAUAUUUUUCUAAUUUUAAGGUGGGUUAGGAAAAUGACCUGAAAAUCGAAAAAAUGGCAUUUUCUUCACUGUUUUAUUGUCGGUAUCAUUCCAUGAUCAUAUGGUAAACAUGUGAAAUAUUUAUGUAACAUGAGCAACAAGCUUUAAAAUGAGCAAUAUCAAUUUUUCAGCAGCUCACCUGGCUGAGCUAUCCUGUGCGAUGCCGAAAAACUGCGUCCACUAUCAUUUCGCCUAUUCGGCCUUGGGUGAACUCCCGGCUUUUUUGAUUGCUUGGGCCAGUCUUCUUGAAUAUUUGGCCCAAGCCUCGUUGUUCUGUCGCGCUUGGGCUGAUCAUUUUGUGAGGGUUCUUUUUGUAUAAAUAAAAAAGUUGGGCUCUUUAGCUCCUUAAGUGGCCUCUUAAAGAGUUUAAAACAAUGAAGGUCAAAUUUCAAGAUUCAGUGGACUUCUCAUCUGCAAACUUGAGAUUUAAAAUUGAAAAAAAAAAUAUUUCCAGAACCUCCUUUUCCGAGGAGCCCCUCAAGUGCUUUCGAUUUCAUUCGCCUCGGAAGAUUCGUCAUUUUUGAGUUCAAAUGUCGAUUUUUUGACUGUUAUCGCGGCGGUUAUCACCUUGAGCAUAUUGAUGUGCAGUAUCAGGGUGAGUUGGCGCAGUGGCUAAGUGAUUAGGGUUCGAAUCAGAGGUCGAAGGUUCGGUUCCUAUAGACGUUUUUCGAAGAAAGCUUGGUGUUCGUGGCUAAGAAUAGGAUACAGGUUCAAGUCCUGUCUUCAUUUUUGCCUUUAUUUAAUCUGAUUGCUUUUAAAAUAGAUUCUGGGUACUAAAAAAAACCUUUAACUAAUUUUUUUGACGCCUUGGUCUAUUGGCUAAAAGAUUAGAACGUGAAUAAAUUGACCACUGGUUCGAACCCGCUCCCCGUUUUUGCCAUUUUUUCUACGAUUUGCGGUUUCCAUACAAAAAAGAUGAAAUAAAAUGCGCUCAGCCUCGUGGCUAACCAUCUUAAUUUUAAACCCGAAGGUCUCUGGUUCAAUCCCAAACCGCUGUGAAUUUUUUUUUUGAAUACGAAUAAUUUUUUCCAGGUGGUCGGAACGAUUUGCGUCAGUCUUCUGGCCGUCGCUCUGUUAAUUUCGGCUUCUUGUUCACUUGUGGCGUUUUUCCACGCCGAUCCCGACAAUUGGAUCCGCGCCAAGUUCUUCACUUUUGGUUUCCAAGGGGUGAGAUUUGAAGAAAAAAAAUUCCAGAAGUCGAUCAAAUUUCGAUGAUUUUUCUGUUUCAGAGAGGCUAAAAAUUUCCAUAAAUCCCCUCACUCACUUAUUCCUGGAUAGAAAGAAGGUCAAGUCAAGAAAAUUAUUCCAAUUUCGCGGCCAAAUAGUAGUAAACCUUUCCAAUUAAGAUUGGGGGGUGGGUUUUCAAAAUUCGAAGUAAGAAGCUUAUUUCUAACCCAAAAAUGCACUAUUCCCAGGUUCUUCAUGCAAUCUGUGCAUUAUGUGCUUGCUAUACCGGAGUUGAAUCCACUACAAGUUUGUUGGAAGAGACCAAAAAUCCGAGAAAACGCGUCUCCGGCGUCUUUUCCUUCCUCGUCGUGGCCCUCACCGCCAUUUUCUUCAUCGCCACCUUGGUUUUCAGGUUCUUUUCGUCAUUUAAAUAUGUUAUUAUGGAUCCUGAAUUUUCGGAGUCAUUGGCAAAAAUGAAUGGAUAAAGUUUGACGUGGAGAGGAGUCCAACCGGAGACCCCUUCAGAUCUUUGUAAUCUUAAAUUUCAAUUUUUAACCUUUUGGCUCUGCUCCAAAAUAAACUUUUUCAGUUUUUUAACGUGUAUAGUGAACUUUUACAAUAUUAGACCUGAAAAAAAAUGGCAAAACAAUUUUGGGGUGGAGGGGGAUCGAACACGAGACAUUUCUAGCAUCAUUUAAUGUCUUUUCCACUGCGCUAUGAGGUUUUUUUUUAGACUCAAAACCUUUUCAAAAGUUUUUUGAAAGGGUUUUAGCCUUCUGAUAGCUUACUAGUUCAAAGAUAGGCCCUCAAAAAGUCAGGAAAAAUGGCAAAAAAUUAUAAACGCCGAGUGGAGUCGAACUAGGACCUUGUUUUACACAAGUUUAGGCAUAUAUCUACUGCUCUUGAUGAUUUUUUUUAUUUAGAGAGUAUCUCAAACCAUUUUGAAUUAUUAUUAGCUUGGUAUUUUGAAGAAAAACCUGAUAUAAAAAGACAAAAAACGCCUAGGGGAACCGAACCAAUGACCCGUUUUUCAGCCUUUGCACCAACGUUUCUGAACUAUCGGACAGCAUUUUACUGCCUGAAAUCUUCACAAUGCUCAACAUACCUGCCGCCAAGUAUUUUUUUUCUCACUAUUUCAAUUUUAUAUUUAUCUUCUUUUCACUUAACUUCUCACUGUCGCUUGUGAUGGCCUUCAGCUAGUUUAGACCGGAAAAGUUUCAAAAUCAACAAGUUAGCUCAGUGGCUGAGUGUCUUGACUAUCAAUCAGAACGUCGCUAGUUCGAAUCUUCUCGAUUUUUUCAGAGCUCACAGCGAAUUUGGUUUCCUACGCAUGCGGUUUGUUGCAAAUUGAGUCCAACUUUAUCCUGAGCUUUUCCUUUUUUUGGAAGCUGCUUUUGCAAAAUUGCACGAUUGAUGAAGAUUUUCAAAGCCUUGGACGCACUUGGAACGGCCCAAAGCUUCUUCCCGGCGAGAUUCCAUAGCGCAAGUAGUUUUAAGUCCGAUGCACAUUUGAGUCAUUCCAAAUGCGACUGUUUCAGCCUGCGCCUGAGCUUUUUCCAUUUUUUUUUCUUUUUUUUCUCUUGAUUCCUUGGUUGUUUGACCCUUGUGAAAAUGAUUACAGUAAUCUUAGGUCUACUGUAGAAUUCUGAAUUUUACAGGUACAUGCUUACGGUAUGCUCAGUUUGUGCACUCUCUGGCGGAGUUUUAGCCUCUUUUCUACCUGCGACGAGGGUCAUUGCAGCUCUUUGCAACGGUAUACUGUAGGAUUACGGUAAUAAAAUGUUUCUUACUGUAGACCGGCUGAUACCGUACGCCAAGGACUCUUCUACUAAAUCGCCGUAUUUUGCCGUCCUGCUCUGUACGGUUCUUGUCUCAGCAUCUGCACUGGUCAGAAAAUCGGCUCUUUUGAAUUUUGUAGUCUUUGCUGCUCCAGCGAAACUUGUGGUUACGGUGGGUUACUGUAGAUGCAGAAAAUUGAGAAUAUAAAGAUUUAGAUAGCCUUGACGUAUAUUCAACAUUUUCUAACUGAGCCGAUUGGAAUCCCGCAUGAGACGAGCAAUUAUAAGUGAGUUUGAGCCUUGGUCAGAAGGGUCACAGGUUCAACUCCUUGCAGCGUUUUUGCAAGUUGAAGUUUUCAGAUCCAUCGGGAAGCGACGUCUUCGGAUCAGUAUGAACGACGGCGUCUCUACCGACGAAGAACCGGACCGUCCAGAAGACUGUGCCAGCCAUUCCACCUUCGACACGACCGCUUUUCUGUACCUGAGUGCGGCCCGAGCCGAGUCUGACAGGCUCCAGAAGAAGCUGGAGAAGGUGGUUUGAGCUCUUCGAAGAAGGGCUUGAGGAAGGUGUUUUGAAAAGCCAGAAAGGGUUGACUGAAGGGCUACAGAAAUGUUUUUGAGAAAGGUAGUUAAGUAGGCUUCAAAAGGGCUCUAGAAGGGUAGAAAGGGGUAGUUUGACAGGCUCCAAAAUUGACUCAGAGAAUCAGUCUUCCUGGUUAUAAAAUUUAAUAUAAGAGCUUGUCGGAAAAGGCUUUAAAAAAAGGUAGUUCGAAGGCCUUCAAAAAGACUUUAAAAGGGUAGUCCGAAAGCUUCUCAAUAUCAAUUUUUGAUAUAACUUGGAAAAAGCUACUGAAAGGUUUCAAAAUGAUAGAAAAUAGUAGAUUCCAAAACAUUUCUUCACAUCAUUUUGAAAAAGAAAUUGCGGAAGCUUUGAAAAAAAAAAGUCCCCAAUAGGCUCCAAAGCAGCUAGGAAAAGGUAGUCAGACAGAUUUGGAAAAAUUUUGGGAAAAAAGAUUCUUAAAAAUCUCGAAAAACUUUUGACUUGGUAAAAAAAAUUUCACGGCUUCGAAAAGGGUUGAGAAAGGUACACCAAAAGGCUCCAAAAAGUUUUUUAGAACAGUGGUUUUGAAAAAUCAAAGCUCAAUGAGAAGGUUUCAAGCUUGCUACCCGUCAAAAAUGAUUUUUUUAAAUGAUUUUUUCAUAAUAUCUUUUUGAUGAUGUAUAUCUCUGGUGCACAUUUAUGACUUUUUGAGGCAAUAAAGGAAUACUUAUUUUAGCAAAAGUGGCUUAAGCAUUAGAAUCUUAUUGAAAAGGUAUCUGGUUCGAUCUCCACCCAUGAUAAAUUUUUUUUUUUGCAUUUUCAUAAUUUAUCUCUUUCAGCAACAACUUGCCGAAUUUAACGAGAACCAGCCAGUCCUGCCGAAAUCCGUUUCUCAGUAUCAUACUAUGGUAUGGUAUAGAAAUUGAUUUUUUAGAAUAAUUUGAUUAACUUUUUUUCAGGAGAGUACUCGGCCAACGACCUUGACAACACACAAUUGUAUAGCGCAUCAAUGCGAAACUUAUGAUAGUCAAGGCAAGUGGAUAAAGAGCUUGAUCAUUAAAAAUGGGUUGUUGGUUCGGGUCCAAGAGGCGUUUUUGCCGUUUUUGAAAGCCUUGAUAAAUUGAAGAAUGCUUACUUUCCCUUGAAUUUCAUCGAAAAAAGACUUGAUUGGGUAAAAUAGGUUGGGGGCUCGAGCCUAGGAGGCGUUUUUGUCGUUUUUGAAGCCUUGAUAGAUUGAAAAAUGGGUUGUUCGUUCGAAUCCAGGAGGCGUUUUUGCCGUUUUGAAAGCCUCGGGAAAUUAAAAAAAUGCUCAAUUGUCCUUGAAAAAAGGUUUUAGUGAGAAAAAUAGGAAAUUGAAGAAUGCCUUUUUUCUUUGAAUAUCAUUAAAUAAAGGUUGAGAAAAAUGGGUUAUUGGUUCGAGUCCAGGAGACUUUUUUGCCGUUUCUGAAUGCCUUGACAAAUUAAAAAUGCUCACUUUUCCUUGAAUUUCUUCGAAAAAAGGCUUGAAUGAGAAAAAUAGGUUGUUGGUUCGAGUUCAGGAGGCGUUUUUGCCGAUUUUCCGAACUUAAAAUGAAUAAAAAAUUCAGGAAACGUUGAAGACUCCCAACACGUUCAUCUGUUUGGAAACGGGGUGUGUGUUUUUUUUUUAAACGUGAAAAUAUCCCUCAAGUGGUCUCAUAUACAUUUUUUCCAUGUUUUUGGGACCUGCGUCUUUAGAUUUUUGAUUGGUUCUUUGUUACUAUAGUGGUCUCUUCAAAGUCUGUAGGCUUUUUUCAAGUUCCUUCAAAAGCUCAAAAGCUUCAAGCUUAUAUUGACUUGAAAAAAAUUGAAUAUUCAAAAAAAAUAUAGUCACUUUUCCAGGACUGUGAAAUGCCAUUCUUCUCCUCCUACCCAUCGACCCCAAGACCCACCUCUCCUUCCCUGCUGUCCAGUCAAAACGAUCGAUCUGCCCUAAUUUUGAUAGUUUUUAUCGUUGCCACGAUGCUAAUGGCGCUGAUUUUGAGGAAUUUCGGGCUCAAAUCGGUGAGAAUUUGAGUUAAAAGUUAUUAAAAUGCGAUCAUUUAGUCCUCCUCCGUAGUUCUCGUGGCCCUUUUCCUUCUCUUAAUCGUCACUUGUACAGUUUUGGCCUGCAAACUGCCGACCAACGAUUACCUGCACAGGUAUAGUCGAAUCACAGAGAUUUGGAAGGCUUUGGUCGCAUUGGGAAUGGCUCAAAUGGCUCAUUUUAAAGCUUCACCCGACCAAGAAACGACUUCCGCGCAAAUCUUGGAUUGAGCCAUUCCAAAUGCGGCCAGAUGAGUUUAUUCUCAAUCCAUCAAUUUUCGAGUUUCAGAAGGACGGCAAAGGUACCAUUAUUCCCGGUCCUUUCAUUUCUUCCGCUCUUCAUUUUGUUAUUAUCUAUUUUUGUCUCAACUUCUUGGAGCACAUUUGUUCAUGCGACGUUGGCGAUUAUUUUUGGUGAGGAUUACGGUUGGGUUACUGUAGGGAUGAGAAAGUUGUUUUCUAUAGGCAUAAUUUUUCUAGAAUUGUGCUCAUGAUUCUGAAUUUUCUGGCACCUGAAACAUGAAUUAAAAAACCUACAGCCUGAUUUAUAAUUUCGAGCUUAAAAAAAGGACCUGAAAGUUAAGGUUUUUGUUAAGUCGAGAAUUUUCCUUAUGGUUUUCUGAAGGCAUAACUUUUCUAUAUGCUCCUAAUUCUGAAUUUUCUGGUACCUGAAACAUGAAUUUAGGACACCUACAGCCUAAUUUAUGAUUUUUGAAGGUUUCGAGACUUUUUCAGGCCUUUUUCUCUACGCCUCCUACGGCUUCCGGCACAGCGCCCUGCGUAAUCAGCGGUGUGUCGUAAUCGAAAAUCAGUUCCCCGAUGAUAUUGAUCAGUAUCAUCCGAUAAUGGGCGAUGAUCGGACCUCUGUGAUGUGA